GCCCGCCUGUGUCUCGAUGCUUGUGGUGAGAAGGUGAGGAGGAAGGCAAUCACACUGGAGAUGAAACUGAAGAUAAUUGCCCAGCGGGAAGGCGGCAAGCUGGUGAAGACUAUCGCCCGCGAGUUUGGACUCUCCCACUCCACCAUCUCCACCAUCUUCAAGGACAAGAAGCGGAUCAAAUCCUCGGCGUCGGUUCGAUCCACCAUCAUCUCGAUGAAGAGAACCGGGCCACUGGACGAUAUGGAGCGGCUGCUGGUGGCGUGGAUGGAAGAGCAGAUACAGAAGGGUUUGCCGCUGCGCCCACUGUCCAUCCAGGCCAAGGCCAGAAGCCUUUUCCACACGCUGGAACAGCGGCCCCGUGACCCAACGUACACGCACGUGUUCACGGCCACUCCUGGGUGGUUCAAGCGCUUCAAGAGGCGACAUAAUUUCCACCACGUGAUGUUCAACAGUCAGGCAGCCGGCGCUGAUGCUCGCAGUGCCGCAGCCUUCAAGGAAGAACUCCACGGGAUCAUUGCCGAUGAGAAGUAUUUGCCAGAGCAGAUAUUCAACGUGGAUGAGACGGGCCUGUUCUGGAAACGUAUGCCGGAAGGUACGUACAUCCACCAAGAGGCGGGAUUCAAGGCGUGCACAGACUGUGUAACGUUGCUUCUGGGUGGGAACGUUUCCGGCUUCAAGUUAAAGCCGUUACUAAUCUACCACUCGGAGAACCCUCCAGCGUUGAAGGACGUGAGCGAGCAUGUCUAUUAUCGACAUAACACGAAAGCCUGGAUGACAUCGGUGAUGUUCCAAGGCUGGUUUGUAAACUGUUUCAUUCCUCAGGCACGGGAAUAUUGUCGGCAAAGCCACAUCCCGUUCAAACUGCUCCUGGUCUUGGAUAAUGGCCCCGGACACCCGCCACAUAUGGGCGACCUGCACCCCAACGUCAAGGUUGUUUAUCUGCCACCGUACACCACCGCGCUCAUUCAACCCAUGGGUCAGGGGGUGAUUGCUGCCUUCAAAGCCUACUAUGUCGGCCAGAUGUUUGCGCAGGCUGUAGAGGCCACCCAAACUGGCCAGACUCUGAGAGAGUUUUGGAGAGAGUUCAACCUCGCCAACGCUAUCCGCAACAUCGCCGCAGCAUGGGAGGAAGUCACGCAGCCAUGCAUGAAGGGCGCCUGGAGACCAAUCCUCACGACACACGUCCACACGGUCGCAGACUUUCACAAAGACUCUGCUGUCGACGGCAUCGUUCGUGACAAGAUACUCGUGCUCGGCAGGCGGCUGGAACUGGACGUCGACAAGGACGACGUCCGUCAGCUGGUGGGCCUCGAGGCCGAGGAGCUUUCCAACGAGGAGCUGAUCAGGCUGGAGGAAGAAGCGGAGACGGAGGAAGAAGACGUUACUCCCCGGGCACCGAAAACCUUCACCGCGGAGAAGCUGGCGGCUGCCUUUGCUGCCAUCAGCAGCGGCAUGAAGAUGUUGGCAGACAUGGACUCCAAUCACCAGAGAUUGGCCAACACUGGCAGGCGGAUACAGGAUGCUCUCGCUUGUUAUAGACAAAUAUAUAAUGACAACAAGAAGCAGCUUGAUGUGGUCCUCUAAACCAGACUUAGCACAAGAUAGACAAUCUUCUGGUAGGUUAGGUGUACUAAAUGCAUUUCCCACCUGCGAUAUUAUCGCAACGUAAACCCCAUCGUAAGUUGAAGAGCAGCCGUGUUGUACGCCCUGCCUCUGGCUCGUUUGGGCCCUAAAAUCCUCUCCUUCCUGGAGUAUUGUGUGCAGUUUUGGCCUGUUGGCCUUCAUAACAAGAGGAGUUGAGUACAGGAGCAAAGAGGUCCUUCUGCAGUUGUACAGGGUCUUGGUGAGACCACACCUGGAGUAUUGUGUGCAGUUUUGGCCUGUUGGCCUUCAAUACAAGAGGAGUUGAGUACAGGAGCAAAGAGGUCCUUCUGCAGUUGUACAGGGUCUUGGUGAGACCACACCUGGAGUAUUGUGUGCAGUUUUAUAACAAGAGUAGUUGAAUACAGGAGCAAAGAGGUCCUUCUGCAGUUGUACAGGGCCCUGGUGAGACCACACCUGGAGUAUUGUGUGCAGUUUUGGCCUGUUGGCCUUCAUAACAAGAAGAGUUGAGUACAGGAGCAAAGAGGUCCUUCUGCAGUUGUACAGGGCCCUGGUGAGACCACACCUGGAGUAUUGUGUGCAGUUUUGCUCCCCUAAUUUGAGGAAGGACAUUCUUGCUAUUGAGGGAACCCAGCGUAGGUUCACCAGGUUAAUUCCCGGGAUGGCGGGACUGUCAUAUGUUGAGAGAAUGUGGAGCGGCUGUGGGCUUGUACACUCUGUGGAGUUUAGAAGGAUGAGAGGCGAUCUCAUUGAAACAUAUAAGAUUGUUAAGGGUUUGGACAUGCUAGAGGCAGGAAACAUGUUCCCGAUGUUGGGGGAGUCCAGAAAUAGGGGCCACAGUUUAAGAAUAAGGGGUCGGCCAUUUAGAACAGAGAUGAGGAAACAUUUUUUCUCAUAGUAAUUUGUCCCCCUUUCAUUGUCCUAUACAGGGACACAUGACAAUAAACUCACAAACUUGGGUCUGUGGAAUUCUCUGCUUCAGAGGGCGGUGGAGGCCGGUUCUCUGGAUGCUUUCAAGAGAGAGCUAGAUAGGGCUCUUAAAGAUAGUGGAGCCAGGGGAUAUGGGAAGAAGGCAGGAACGGGGCACUGAUUGGGGAUGAUCAGCCGUGAUCACAUUGAAUGGCGGUGCUGGGUCAAAGGGCCAAAUGGCCUCUACUCCUGCACCUAUUGUCUAUUGUCUAUUGAGUUUAUUCCUUGGAGCAUGGAAGGCUGAGAUGUGCAAGAUCACGAGAGGAAUAGAUCGGGAAGAUGUACAGAGUCUCUUGCCCAGAGUAGUGGAAUCAAAAACCAGAGGACACGGGUUCAAGGUGAAGGGGGAAAGAUUUAAUAGGAAUCUGAGGGGUAACUUUUCCACACUUUUCGAGGGUGGUGGGUGUAUGGAACGAGCUGCCGGAGGAGGUAGUUGAGGCUGGGACUAUCCCAACGUUUAAGAAACAGUUAUACGGGUACAUGGAUAGGACAGGUUUGGAGGGAUAUG
Molecule: messenger RNA, 3079 nt
Organism: Leucoraja erinaceus (little skate)
Lineage: Eukaryota; Metazoa; Chordata; Chondrichthyes; Rajiformes; Rajidae
Product: tigger transposable element-derived protein 1-like
Exons: 1
Coding region: 61-1584 (507 amino acids)
Cellular component (GO): nucleus
Molecular function (GO): DNA binding
Source: RefSeq, a predicted model, not a curated record